Molecule: messenger RNA, 3699 nt
Organism: Dunckerocampus dactyliophorus (ringed pipefish)
Lineage: Eukaryota; Metazoa; Chordata; Actinopteri; Syngnathiformes; Syngnathidae
Exons: 7
Coding region: 565-1683 (372 amino acids)
Cellular component (GO): plasma membrane
Source: RefSeq, a predicted model, not a curated record
CUCUCAAAAACACCAAGUGGAUGUUUACUGCUGCGGGUAUUAGUCUAUUAUUUGGUUUUAUUAUGAGUGACAAAGUAUAUUUCUUUGACUUACACUGGUGGGGUGUAUGAGCGGAAGCGGCAGCAAGGACAGUGGGAUGAAAACCACAACAAUCAGAUUCCUCGCCCUCCACAGCUUCCUGAACAGAUCCAUCCUGGCUGCGGCCUCCAGCCUCAUGGAUGACACGAGGACCCUCUGGGUGGCGCUGGGCACAACACAACACAAACGGCGGUGAAAAUCCCCACACAGCCGAGGUGGAGGAAGUGUCCAGUCAGCACACACAGCACAGGACCGGACCAGAACUAGGAGGAAGAGCGGAUACACUCUCUUCCAGCUGUGCGUAAAGUUGUCUUGGCUGUGCGCGUUUACGCACAACGGUGAGUGGACUUGUCCCAGUGAGCCUCUUGCAGGAUGCCAGCAUCACGGAUUGUUCUCUUGCCCGUGCAGGAAGGAGGUCAGAACAUGUGACCCUGAUGCUGUGAACUUUCAUUCUCCAAAGAGACAUCUUUAACGUCACUCAAGCCCAUGUUUCCAAAAGUGGGACUCCCUUCUCAAAGCAUCCACCUCUGGGUGCUGCUACUGUGCACGCUGGUUCCGACCCGAGGCUCAGAGCCAAUUUCGGAGGACUUGCACAACUUUACUGCUCUGACGCCGCCAGGAAACUGGACCGCCACCACGAUCCAGCUGCAGCCUGACCUGCAGACGGAGGGCCAGACGACAACAGAGGUACAGACAGAGAUGCCAACGCCAACACCAACCAGCAACUACUCAGGCCUCGCUUGUAUCUCCGUACUGCCACCACGUCGAGGUUCUUUCUACGUCGAAAGCGGCACGGGAGUGUCAGUCGGCAGCGCUUUGGCCUUCUGGUGCCGUGAGGGCUACCAGCUAGUGGGUAGCGAUAAAAUCUUCUGUAACGUUCACAAUGGAAAAGCACAGUGGAGCAACUACCUGCCUGUUUGUGAGGCUAUACCCAGGCCAGAGGACCGUGGAUUGAGAGUAGCAGUGCUGGCGUCAGUGGUGAGCGGCAUCGUCAUCCUCGCCAUGUCACUUUCCUUCCUCAUUUGCUGCCUGCAGGAACGAUCCAGCAAGAAAAAGGCCAAAAAAGAAAUUCGCACUAGGCGCAGAGAAAAGCGUUCAGCCCGUCGCAAUGAGCGAUGGCUGGAGAGAGAAGAAGGGGAGUGGGAGGCGUUCCCUCCUCCUAAAAUAUUCCAUCUGUCCCAGAGGAUGAACCCCCGCCUGGCACCGGACAGCCCCCUCUACCUGACUGGAGGCCUCAGUGGAUACGAGAACAGAGGAUAUCAGAGGAGUCAAGAGAGUCUGCUAAAGGCGCCCACUCCUGGCGUCUACCGCUCCGAGUCCCAGCUCUACCCGCACGUGGUCCUGCAGAGGGUCCUGCCCCCGACAGCGCCCUCCGCCCCGUCCGCUCCCUCCGCCCCGCUCUACUUCCACCUUCCCACCUCCUCUUCCACCGCCUCCACGCCUGCGCACACAACCACCCACUCUCAGCCUCACAUGAUGGGGCAGUACCCCACGCCCACAUACCCUCCUCACCCCAACACUUCUGUGCCCUCGUUCCACCACCAGCCCGUCCCGGCGCCAAUCUACCCCAAUCCCAACCCGACGCCGCAGCAGCCCUGGCAGUGAGCUUUGCUUUGAAUGCGCAGAAGAUGGACGUCUCCAGCAGGAAGUCAACACGGUUGCUUCCUGAGCGGCUGCAAGAUGAAAAAGGUUGUACUUUUUGUGUCGCCGUUGGCCGCAAAAACAGCAUUCAGGAUGCAGGUUCUGGAGGUUUGGUUCUAAUCAGCAUGGCUUUGUCCGUUUGUUGACUUGUUUGUGUGCAAUUUCCUGUGUACAGUUUUUUACAAACCCAAAUUAGGUGUUCUUCUAAGAGCUACGGCAAUUGCUCUUUUCCACACAAACUGACAGGGUAUCUUGGUUAUUAUUUGUAUUAUUUUGGGGGUGCUAAAUCAAGAAAUUGCUCUUUUAGUGGCUUUAAUGAUGCUUUCUCUGACUGCAGAAGUGUCCAAACUUUUUCCAGCGAGGCUCACAUACAGAAAAAUUGAAAGAUGCAGGGGCCACUUCGAUACAUUUUGUACAAUAAAGAUGCUAAAUCCAAUGUAGGUGAAUAUAUGCUUAGCUAUCUUAGCUAUACAGCCACAUCUUUGUGUUACACAGUGGUGUGAAAAGUGAUUGGCCCCUAAAUCUAAUAAGUGGUUGGGCCACCCUUAGCAGCAACAACUGCAAUCAAUCUUGAAAUAACUUGAAAUAACUUGAAAUAAGUCCCUUGUGGAGAAGUUUUGGCCCACUCAUCUUUGCAGAAUUGUUGUAAUUCAGUCACAUUGGAGGAUUUUCAAGCAUGAACCGCCUUGCUCAUGUCAUGCCACAGCAUCUCAAUAGGAUUCAGGUCAGGACUUUGACUAGGCCACUCCAAAGUCUUCAUUUGGAUCAUUGUCCUGCUGCAGAACCCAGGUUUGUUUCAGCUUGAGGUCACAAACAGAUGGCCGGACAUUCGCCGUCAGGAUUUUUGGUAGACAGCAGAAUUCAUGGUUCCAUUUAUCACAGCAAAUCUUCCAGGUCCUGAAGCAGCAAAACAACCCCAGACCAUCACACUACCACCACCGUAUUUUACUGUUGGUAUGAUGGUCUUUGUCUGAAAUGUGGCAUUACUUUUACGACAGAUUUAACAGGAAAAAUUCAACUUUUGUCUCGUCAGACCACAGAGUAUUUCCCCCAAAGGUCUUGGGGAUCACAAAGAUGUUUUCUGGCAAAAUUGAGACGAGCCUUAAUGUUCUUCUUGUUCAGCAGUGGUUUUCGACUUGGAACUCUGGCAUGCAGGCUGUUUUGCCCAGUGUCUUUCUUAUGGUGGAGUCAUGAACACUGACCUUAACUGAGGAAAGUGAGGCCUGCAGUUAUUUGGAUGUUGUUGUGAGGUCUUUUGUGAUGAGCCGUUGCUGCGCUCUUGGGGUCAUUUUGGUUGGCCCACCACUCAUGGGAAGGUUCACUACUGUGGAAAAUGGCUCUCACUGUGGUUCGCUGGGGCCCCAAAGCUUUAGAAAUGGCUUUAUAACAGUUUCCAGACUGAGAGAUCUCAAUUUGGAUUUUUUCUUAAUAAUAAUAAUAAUAAUAAUAAUAAUAUAUUUCAUUUAAAAACUGCAUUUUGUUGUGUUGUCAUUGACUAAUAUUUACAAUUGUUUGAUGAUGUCAAACAUUUAAGUGUGACAAACAUGCAAAAAAAAAAGAAAUCAGGAAGGGGGCAAGCACUUUUUCACACCACUGUAGGUGGCAAAGCAAAUCUAAUAACUAAUCAUAUUUAUUUUUACAAUAUGCACUUUGGACACCCCUGAUUGACUACUGAAAUACGAAAUAACUUAUUUGUCAUGAGAAAACUCCUGUCAAAUAGACUGUGAAUACACUGGACAGUGCGCCAAAACGCACUGAAACAGGAGUGGACGUUUCAUUUAAUGUUUUUAGUCCUUUAUGACUGUAUUUUUGAAACCCUAUCAACUGUUGCUAACUGUUGCACUUUAACUGUGCGGCUUUUUAUUUUUAAUAGUAGCACUAAAAUAGCCACAGUGUUCAGAUUUGCACUUUACAAUGUUUGUCUUUUGGAAAUGUUUUUGUUUUCUUAUAACAGCUGUAUUACCAAUAAAAGCGACAAGA